AUGUCUCUAUCGUAUUGGCGAGAUAAAUGCCUGGCUGUGAUUCUUCGAUUCAUAAUCGGCCUCAUAGCUCCCGUACAUGCUACACCAGAUGAAGUGCGCCAGAUCAAGUCCCGCGAUGCGGGCCGAUCCAUCACGGCUCAUGUGUAUCGCUCUUCCAGCACUGGGCCAUCACCUGUUCUCCUUAACUUCCAUGGCAGUGGAUUCUUGUUACCGUAUCAUGGAAGCGAUGAUGAAUUCUGCCGGCAAAUGAGUCGCGAGACCAAAUUCACAGUCCUCGAUUGCGCAUAUCGCCUGGCGCCUGAGAAUCCCUUCCCCGCAGCACUAAACGACGUUGAAGAUGCCAUCAAAUAUGUGUUAGCCCGGCCAGAAGAGUUCGACCUUACCCACGUGUCUCUUUCCGGCUUCAGUGCUGGAGGUAACCUCGCGCUAGCCGCCGCCGCCAACCUGUUCCCCGCCGACACCUUCCACUCGCUAUUGGCAUACUAUCCGGUGACCGAUUUGAGCACAGAUGGCACUCAAAAGUUUGCCCCCAGCAGAAAAGGUGGGGGGAUCUCAGUCUCAGUCGGGCGCCUAUUCAACCGUUGUUAUAUUCCUUCUACCUUUGAUAGGCGAGAUCCGCGUAUCUCUCCGCUUUUCGCACAGGCAGACCUGUUCCCACGACGACUCCUCAUGAUCACUGCUGAGAUGGACUCUCUUGCACUUGAGGCCGAGGAGUUGGCUCAGAAGAUUGAGGCGUUGCCUGGACGGCAUGUGGUCCGCCAACGCAUGGCGGACUGUAAUCAUGCGUGGGACAAGCGCACGAAGGCGGGAACCCCACAACGUGGACUGAAAGAGUUGGCCUACCAGUUGGGGGUUGACAUGCUGAAUGGCUGA
Messenger RNA from Penicillium nucicola, 873 nucleotides. Its product is annotated as putative esterase/lipase. NCBI's taxonomy places the organism in Eukaryota, Fungi, Ascomycota, Eurotiomycetes, Eurotiales, Aspergillaceae. Gene Ontology annotation, molecular function: hydrolase activity. Bases 1 to 873 code for a protein of 290 amino acids. The transcript has a single exon. The record is from RefSeq and is a predicted model, not a curated record.